Maniola jurtina (meadow brown) is the source of this 603-nucleotide messenger RNA. RefSeq lists its product as uncharacterized. The coding region runs from base 30 to 530 and encodes 166 amino acids. Lineage: Eukaryota; Metazoa; Arthropoda; Insecta; Lepidoptera; Nymphalidae. The transcript has a single exon. The record is from RefSeq and is a predicted model, not a curated record.
UUUUGGAACUAAUUACAACACAGACCACAAUGUUUAAGCUGGUGGUGUUGUCUGUUGCGCUCGCUGUAGCAUCCGCUAGCCCCAGUGGUAUUUGGGGAGGUCUGGCUACGCCAUGGAACGCCAUCGCUGCACCCCUCGCGGCGCCUAUCCUCGCCGCAGCUCCCCUUGCGGCUGUUGGCCCCAUCGGAGCGUACAACUACAGGGGCCCGCUGUCUCUGGCUCCCGGUCAACCUGCUAAUAUCUUAGCUGCAGAUGGCAGGCCUCUGGAUACCCUUAGCGUGAACCUAGACCGUGCGGCUCACAUCACCGCGAAGGCUAUCGAUGGCAGCGGACACUGGCUGAAGAAGAGGUCCAUUGUUGGCGCUCCCUUGGUGGCUGCCACUUGGGCCGCCCCUGCCGUUGCCUUGUCGCACUCUUCCCGCAUUGACAUUCCUGCAACUCGUGUGCUCGCUCCGGUCGCCAUCGGCGCUGUUGCACCCAUUGCACCAUUGGGAUUAGGACACGGUGCUCGUUUGGCUCACCUUUGGUGAAAAGUGCAAAAAUAUAACUAGGAUUUUCAAAUUUUAUGAUAAUAAUACUAAGAUAAUAUUUUAAAACACAUAA